AUGCUACGCCUCUUGACAAGCUUCGCAGCCGUUGGCGCCGUGCUGCCGGCGGCCGAGGCCAUCAUCGUUGCGCCAAACUCGCCGUGCUCGGUCAACUGCGGCAAUGUCCUGGACGCGACGACCCCGGCCGACAUUGUCUGCAAGCCGGACGAGUACACCGGCGGCUAUGACAAUGGAGCUGGCACGGUGUUCCAGGGCUGUGUCCAGUGCGAGCUGAACAGCGGGUAUGCCACGGACGGCAAUUAUACCGAUAAUAUGGCGGCGCUCUAUAACCUGCGGUAUGCUGUAUCAUACUGCGUCUUCAAUGAGCCGAAGCAUGAUGGUUAUACCAACAAUCCGUGUAUUACGAGCAAAGCCUGUGGUGUCUUCGCCGAAGCUAUUGCGUACCAUAACCUAUCAGCCAAGUACGACGACUUUGGCUACUGCGAUAUAUGGCCCACUGGCGACACCAUCGACUACCUCGGCUGUAUCCAGUGCCUUCAAGUAACUGACAACUACUUGGCAAAUUUUGUUACUGCUCUCGAGGCUGGAUGUCAGCAGAAGCCAGCUGCUGGAAAGCAUCUGGGGCUCCAGGGAAACAUCUUUUCAAGCAACGUCGUCAACAUUACUAUUCCCACACAGACCCCGGAGGUAAACCCAGCCUGGUUCGAUCACGGCCCUUUGACUCUGGGUGGAAAAGUUGGCAUUGCCGUUGGAGGAUUUAUUUUCCUGCUGAUCCUUGCUGGGGCAGCCGUCAUCUGCAGAGGCAGGAGACGGAGAAAGGCAUUCCUCAGCAAGUUGCAGGCCAAUAUGCCGCAGAUGGCUUCUAACCACGGUGGCUGGCCAUCGAUGCCUAUGGGCCACGACACUGGCGAAACGCCCAUUAGCCAGCGUCCCCUCCGGAACUGGGAUGACUCUCCCGUGACCAUCAACACCGAGAAGAACUUCCCUCGAUACUUCUCACCCUACUCUUCUCAAUACAACAGCCCUGUCAGUGCUACUGAUGUGAACCACAUGCCAUGGCCGGAGCCAGCUUUGGGUUCUCCUCGCGCGCUGCGGGAAAUUGGCCUUGCACUUGGUUCAGCCGUUGAUGUCAGUAAUACGGCUAAUAAUGGAGGCAAUGAGCGAUGGCCCUUGUCGCCCGAGGACAAGGGCAAGAUGAAGGACGAGUCAUACGAAAUGCAGCACGUCGACAGUGCUGGAGGCAGCGUCGCUCCAGACAAGCGGGCUCUCCAGGUUGAAACUCCUAUCCUAGGACACCCGGGCUACGGGAGAAACUCUGAUAGCCCACCCAGACAAUACGAUGUGAAUGGGCCUUCUGCAUAA
Messenger RNA from Trichoderma asperellum CBS 433.97, 1305 nucleotides. RefSeq lists its product as uncharacterized. Lineage: Eukaryota; Fungi; Ascomycota; Sordariomycetes; Hypocreales; Hypocreaceae. The record is from RefSeq and is a predicted model, not a curated record.